AUGCUCCCACUGGCCAAGAUCGCGUCCACCAUCCUCGGGCUCGUCAUCUUGUUCGCCUUGGUGUAUGUGGGCACGCAGAUGGCCAAGAAGAAGGGCCAGUCCAAGAUCUAUGUCACAAUGAACAACAAGGUGCCGGUGUGCGACAUGGCGGAUUGCGAUGUCAUCCCAAGUUUGCACAAAUCAUCACCAAAGGGAUGCAAAACACAAUGCAAAGAGGCCAACAAAUGCAAGGCCUACAUGUUUCACACGAGGAACGCCAAUUCCCCAUCGCCCAACUGCUGGAUCAAGACCGCCAAGGGCAAGAUGCGGCUUGUAGACCAACCGGGCAUGAAUACUUUGCUGGUGGUCGUUGAGGCAUAA
Molecule: messenger RNA, 360 nt
Organism: Acanthamoeba castellanii str. Neff
Lineage: Eukaryota; Discosea; Longamoebia; Acanthamoebidae
Exons: 1
Coding region: 1-360 (119 amino acids)
Source: RefSeq, a predicted model, not a curated record